AUGAUCUCCCCGAACCAAGACGAUUUUUGGGGCGCGCUCAAGCCCGUAAUUUUUGUCUCCCAACUGUUUUCGCUGUUUCCGGUGCAGGGAUUGUUCGCAAAGGAUGCGUCCGCUAUUCAGUUCCGUUGGAUGAGCCUCCGGACUUUGUAUGCGUUGUUUUUCCUAACGCUGGCAGGGCUGGCGAUUUGCGCUCAGGUCAAUUUCAUUGUAGGAACUAAGGUGUCUACCGGUGUUGUCACGGAACAGCUAUAUUUUACAUUCAACUUUUGUGGUACUGUCUGCUUCUUUGUGAUCGCUUGCCGUUGGAAACAAAUUAUGAUGUAUUGGAGAAAACAAGAGGACAUUUUUCUGCGACCACCAUACAAGCCAUAUGGGAUAAGUUUGAGAGUUAAAAUCGGAGUUACUGGACUAUCUCUAAUAGCACUGUCUUUCGCUGAAGACAUACUUCACAUACUAUCAUCAAUGAAGGUCAAUCAGGAUUAUAUUGAUUUUUGUAAUAUUACUGAACCAUUCUGGAUGAUUUUCUACACCAGAGAACAUCGUAAAGUAUUUGAUUAUGUUCCUUACAAUUGGCCCAUGACACUGCUUGUGGAGUUCACUCACAAGGUGUAUUUGUUUGUAUGGUCAUUCAUGGAUGUUUUCAUAGCGUUAAUAAGCAUUGGUCUACUGACAAGAUUCGAGCAAUUGUACAGCAGAAUCGAGCAUUUGAAAGGAAAACCAAUGUCCGAGGCUUUUUGGGCCGAAGUUCGUAGGGAUUACAUGCAGAUUUCCAACCUGGUAGCUUACAUGGACCGAGUGCUCUCUCCAAUGAUACUAAUCACGUGUGCCUCGGAUGUUUACUUCAUAACUUACCAGCUGUACAAAUCCAUUCAGUUGAAACUAACUUCGGGAACAACCUUCUACUAUCGAUUCUCCCUAGUGUUCCUCAUCUUCAGAGUCCUGGUAAUGCUGCUCACAUCAUCACAUGUCUAUGUUGCCUCUCGCAAACCAUUGGAGAUUCUACGAGCCGUUCCCAUGAGUUCUUGGACCACCAGUGUGCAACGAUUCACUAAUGAAAUUUUGAACAUCGAUAGUGUCCUCUCCGGUCACAAAUUCUUUUUUCUCAAGCGAAGAAUCAUUCUGGCGAUGGCCGGAACGUUGAUUACGUACGAACUGGUGAUGCUCAGCCAAGUGAAGGCAACGGACAGCGAAAUAAAGUGCGAGGAUUGAUUCGUUUGAAAUCAGCACUGACGGCACACAAUUAGAAAGCAAACAUUCCCGCAAUUUUGAGAAAGAUCCCCAAUGUUCCAGAAUUCAUCCCAAUAAAAAA
Molecule: messenger RNA, 1309 nt
Organism: Culex quinquefasciatus (southern house mosquito)
Lineage: Eukaryota; Metazoa; Arthropoda; Insecta; Diptera; Culicidae
Product: gustatory receptor for sugar taste 64f
Exons: 6
Coding region: 1-1209 (402 amino acids)
Biological process (GO): detection of chemical stimulus involved in sensory perception of taste; sensory perception of sweet taste
Cellular component (GO): membrane
Molecular function (GO): sweet taste receptor activity
Source: RefSeq, a predicted model, not a curated record